Molecule: messenger RNA, 6717 nt
Organism: Odontomachus brunneus
Lineage: Eukaryota; Metazoa; Arthropoda; Insecta; Hymenoptera; Formicidae
Product: fatty acid synthase-like
Exons: 17
Coding region: 150-6638 (2162 amino acids)
Biological process (GO): fatty acid biosynthetic process
Molecular function (GO): 3-oxoacyl-[acyl-carrier-protein] synthase activity; phosphopantetheine binding; oxidoreductase activity
Source: RefSeq, a predicted model, not a curated record
UGGCCACUAACUUGAAACUUGAAACUAUGCCAUUAGAAAUCUCUAUAAUGUUUUAAAACGAAAAUAAUUAAUGUGAGAAGUACAAUAUAUGCUAAAACAAAAGAUAGUCAACGUUAAGAGCAGUGUGUUUAUUAUAAUUAGUGUCCAAAAUGAAUUGCAAUGAUAACUCCAUGACCACCGACUUGGCAUUAGACGAUGAAAUCGUUAUUUCCGGGAUUGCGGGAAGACUUCCCGGCUCCGACAACGUCAAGCAUUUUCAAGAGAAUCUAUUUAAUAAAAUGGAUCUUGGUUCGGAUGACUGUCGACGUUGGCAACACGAUCAUCCGGACAUACCAAAACGCACAGGAAAGGUCAAUAAUAUCCACAAAUUUGAUGCGGAAUAUUUUGACGUUCCCUUCAACGAAGCCCAUUUGUUGGAUCCUAUGAAUAGAUGUCUAUUGGAAUAUACUUACGAAGCUAUCAUCGAUGCAGGAAUAAAUCCAAAAGAUUUACGCGGCACGAAAACAGGAGUUAUCGUUGGAACAUCUUUUUGCGAGUCAGAGAACAUUAUGGUUUAUGAAAAAACGCAGUUCGCCGGAAGUCUGGGAUGUAAAAGGAAUAUGCAGGCAAAUCGGAUUUCUUAUUGGUUAGGUACAACAGGACCGUCUUUCACCAUCGACUCCGCCUGCAGUUCAAGCAUAUUCGCCAUAGAACAAGCAUAUAGAUACAUCCGAUAUGGAAAGUGCGAUAGCAUGAUCGUUGCUGCCAUAAAUCUCUGCCUGAAUCCUCAAAUAUCGUUGCAGUUUAUGCGUCUUGGUGUUUUAUCGCCCAACGGAUUUUGCAGACCUUUCGACGUCAGUGCAAAUGGUUAUAUGAGCAGUGAAGCAAUCGCAGUCGUAUAUUUACAAAAAGCAAGAAACGCUAAAAGAAUUUAUGCGACUCUUGUUUAUUCCAAAACCAAUUGCGAUGGUUUCAAAGAACAAGGCAUUACUUUCCCAUCGGCAGAGAUGCAAAGUCUUUUAUUUCAACAGUUUUACGACGAAUGCAACGUAUCACCAUUUAGCGUUGCUUACAUUGAGGCACAUGGUACUGGCACGAAAGUUGGUGAUCCAGAAGAAAUCAAUGCAAUCGAGAAAGUUUUCUGCAAAAAUAGACAUAGUCCUCUUCUAAUUGGUUCUAGCAAGUCUAAUACUGGUCACUCUGAGCCUGCCAGUGGUCUACUUCAAAUUUUUAAAGUGGUGAUAGCAAUGGAAACUAGUAUGAUUCCACCAAAUAUACAUUUUACAAAAGAACGGGAUGAUUGUGAAGCUUUCAAGAAGGGAACCAUACGGGUUGUAACUACUACAACAGCAUGGGAACCUACUUUUGUGGGUAUAAAUUCAUUCGGCUUUGGUGGGGCGAAUGCUCAUCUCCUAUUAGCACCUAAUAUGAAAAAAAAGAUCAACGGUGGAGCACCAGAAGACGAUUUGCCUAGACUCAUCGUUCUGUCUGGGCGUACUGAACAAGCAGUCGAGUCAUUUUUACGUGAGGUUGAAAACCAAUCGGUAGAUGUUGAGUAUAUUCGGCUGUUGCAUGAUCUCUUUGCUGACGACAUGCAACAUCAUCCUUACAGAGGUUACACGAUUGUCGAACCUGCAACGUUGAACAACAUAAUUAGUAAGGUAGAACAUUAUUCGGGAAGAAGAAAACCGAUCUGUUAUGUGUUUUCUGGCAUUGGAUCCCAAUGGCGUGGCAUGGGAGAGGCAUUAUUGCGCUUUCCAGUAUUUUUGAAAACUGUACAGAAGUGUGAUACAGUUUUAAGAUCUUAUGGUGUACACAUCAUCAAUAUUUUAACAAGUAAACAGAAAACUACUUUUGAUAGUAUAUUAAAUUCGGUUCUGGGUAUCAACAUGAUGCAGCUUGGGUUAAUCGAUCUUUUAAUGUCAGUAAAUAUCAUGCCAAAUUAUGUUAUCGGUCAUUCAAUUGGUGAACUUUGCUGUGGGUAUAUAACUGGAGAUCUCACGAUCGAACAAGUGAUUUUGUCGGCGUAUUACAUAGGAUUGGCAUUGGAAGCAUCAGAAAUAGUGCACUACAUCAUGGCGGAUAUCGGUCUUGGUUAUACGGAUACCAAGGACAUAUGUCCACCAGAUAUCAAAAUAAUAUGCAACUACAGCUCAAAUUCUUGUUGCAUCAGCGGGCCAACGGAAUCAAUGAAAGCAUUUACAAAGAAAUUGGAGAUUAACGAAAUCUUUUACAAGGAGGUUAACUGUUGCAACAUUCCUCUCCAUAGUUGCUAUCUUGCUCCCGCCAGAAACAAAAUUUUGGAUUACCUGUAUCGAGUAAUCCCGCAAAAGAUGUCGCAGAGUCAUAUAUGGCGUAGAUUGUCUUGCGACACAGAUUUAUCUUGCGCAGAAUACUUUACCAAUAACUUAGUGAAUCCUAUGUUUUUCAAGGAUGUCACAAGAUUAAUACCGGAGAAUGUAGCGUUCAUAGAAAUUGCGCCGGAUGGAAUUUUGCAACGUGUCUUGAUGGAAUUGUUUGACACAACGACUAUCGCGUUGGCUCAACGUAAUUGCAAAGAUAACGUCAAGGUAUUUUUACAAGGACUCGGCAAGAUGUACAAUUGUGGCUUGCAGCCGCAAUUAGCUAACCUCUAUCCUACGGUAGAAUUUCCGGUUAGUCGUGGAACACCGAUGAUUUCGCCAUCGAUCAAGAGUGCAUUACACACACAAGAUAAUAAAUUAUUUUUAAAUACUUUAGAGAUUCCUGUACGUGUAUACAAAGAGUCGAAUAUAAUAAUAUCUGGUGGUGUGAGGAUUCAUGGUCUUAUGGCCACUCCUAUAUUUCGACGCAAACCAAUGGAGAGUCCUGUUCUUGAAGAGUAUAAAUUUGUAGCUCAUCGCGAUAAAGCUAAAGUUUCUUUUGAGGAUGGAAUAAUUUUGUCGACACAUCUCGUCCUGGAGUACCAUCAAACAUCAAAAGUAGACAUUAUCGAAUUUAUUGAAGACGGUGACGAAAUAAUAAUACAGGAAUUAGUCUCUCCAAUAUUUGUUCAAGUCUUGACAAAUUUGCCCCUCAUUCAGCCCAACAUUACUCUAGUGAAAAGGACUACUUUUUUCGAUAACAUUACACUUCCCCCAAAAAUCACAGUUUCGCAGUCGAAGAAGUUGUCGAUCAAAAACAACGCAGUAUUGGUCGCAGGCUGUAAUUUAUUAACAAGGAGUAAAAAUGAAAUUUUAAAAGAAAUCUUACUAAUAUUAAAAGCUGACGGGUUUUUGUUGACACGAGGGCAGUCACUCACGAAGGAGGAGAUCGCAAAUGCCGAAAGGUACAAUCUAAAAGUUGUACUUGAAAAACAAACAGAGAACGAGUAUAUUACGCUCAUGAAGAAGAGAGGACGGCCAAUAAGUAAAACAGAAGUGAUAUGCGUAAACAAUUACGAAUUCUCUUGGCUAGAACAACUUAGAUCAGUUCUAAGUGCGGAGAACGAAUUGGCUAGGUCUACAAGAAUUAUUAUAGUUGGAGAGAGGAAUGCAGAAUGCGGCUUAUUAGGUCUCGUUAACUGUUUGAGGAAAGAACCCGGUGGUGAAUUAAUUAGAGGAGUAUUCAUUCAGGAUGAAAACGCACCGAAAUUUUCAUUUCAAGAUCCUUUCUAUGCAGAACAACUUCAGAUUGAUCUAGUUAUAAAUGUCUUACGCCCGGGGAAAAUAUGGGGAUCGUAUCGACAUCUUCCGUUAGCUCCUCUGAAACCUAAACUCGUACAUCAUGCCUUCGUCAACCAAAUGGUGCUCGGUGAUUUAAACUCGCUUCGUUGGAUUGAAGGUACGAUCACUUCAAAUUGUCAACACGAAGAUCUCGUUAACAUCAUUUACGCUCCCCUUAACUUUAGAGACGUAAUGUUAGCAACUGGUAAAAUCAUGGAAGGCAUACUGUCACGAGGACGCUUAGAGGAUUGCAUGAUAGGUUUCGAAUAUGCCGGUAUUGAUAAUACUGGUCGCAGAGUAAUGGGAAUUUACGAGACUAAAUGCAUGUCAAAUAAAAUAUUAACCGAUAAAUAUUUAUCAUGGCAAAUUCCGGACGAAUGGUCUCUCGAGGAUGCUGCGACGGUUCCAUGUGUUUAUGGGACAUGUUAUUACGCAUUGUACCUUCAUGCGAAAUUAAAAAAAGGUGAAAGAAUCUUGGUUCACUCGGGUACUGGUGGUGUAGGUCAAGCUGCGAUUCAUAUUGCGCUUCACGACGGUUGCGAAGUAUUUACCACCGUUAGCACUUUGGAGAAACGAAGGUUCAUAAGAGAAAACUUCCCGUCUAUCCCUGAGGAUCAUAUCGGGUAUUCCCGUGACACUAGUUUCGAACAGAUGAUAUACCAACAGACCAACGGACGUGGUGUGGAUAUCGUAUUAAAUUCUUUAGCUGAAGACAAACUUCAAGCGUCUGUACGUUGUCUCGCAAAAGGCGGACGUUUCUUGGAAAUCGGGAAGUUUGAUAUGAUGACUAAUAAUACUUUGGAUAUAUCGGUCUUUUCAAAAGGGAUUACAUUUUACGGUAUAAUGUUAGACAAACUUUUCACCGCUGAAGAUGAGCGGAAACAAACUUUAUAUACGGCACUAGCUACUGGUAUUGAAAGUGGAGCCGUUAAACCAAUUACUAGAAAAAUUUUUCAAAAGGACGAAUUAGAAGCGGCCUUUAGGUACAUGGCAGCUGGAAAACACAUCGGAAAGAUAAUUAUAAAAAUACAAGAAGAAGAGAAUUUCAAAGACGUGCCUAUUCUUGCUUUACCGCGUUACUAUUGCUUGGCGAAUAGGUCAUAUAUUAUCCUUGGAGGGCUGGGUGGUUUUGGUAUGGAACUAGCCGAUUGGUUAGUCAUUCGGGGUGCUAAGAACCUCGUGAUGAUUUCACGAACAGGAAUAAAAAAUGGUUACCAACGUAUGAAAAUUAAGCAAUGGAAAUCUUACGGUGUGAAAGUAUUAAUCAUAUCAAACGUUGAUGCAUCAAAUGUCAAAGAUUGCGAACGGAUGUUGAAAGCAGCGGAGGAGCUAGCGCCAACCGACGCUAUAUUCAAUCUGGCUGUACUACUGAAUGACAAGAUUUGUCCCAAUCAUACGAUAGAGACAUUCCAAGAGCCUUUCAAAGCAAAAGCAUGGGCAACGGAGUACUUAGAUCAAUUGUCGCGAAAAAUAUGUCCACAGCUCCGACAUUUUGUCGUCUUUUCUUCCGUAUCAUGCGGUAAGGGCAACGCUGGACAGACCAAUUAUGGAAUGGCGAAUUCUAUCAUGGAAAGAAUCUGCGAAAGGAGGUCGCAGGAAGGCUUGCAUGGUCUGGCGAUUCAGUGGGGCGCAAUCGGCGAUGUUGGUAUUUUAGCCGACAUGCAGGAAGACGACAAAAAGAUGAUCAUCGGCAGUACGUUGCAACAAAAGAUAAGAUCCUGCAUCGAGAAGCUCGAGGAAUUUUUGUUGCAAGAGCAGCCUGUAGUGACGAGUAUGAUUGUGGCUGAGAAACACAUAGACGGUGGCUCAAUCAAUAUUAUCGACACUAUUGCCAACAUCAUGGGUUUGAAAGAUUUGAAUACUGUAUCUCAUCAAGCACGUUUCUCUGAACUUGGGAUGGACUCGAUGAUGGCAGUGGAAAUUAAACAGUCCUUAGAACGGGAGUUUGGAGUUUUUCUCACUGCUCAGGAUAUUCGUAAUCUGAAUUUGGCCAAACUCAUUGAAAUGUUUAACCAAGAAGCUAAGACUGAGAAAUUGCGUUCCGAUGAUAUUUCAGAUGCAAACAACUUGGUUGGUGUAAAAUUACUUGUCCGUAUGAUAGAUAAAGUCUGUGCAACACCUGACGUAUGUAUGAAUCUACCAACAAAAGGCGAUAUAACGAGGAACGAGAUAUUCCUAUUGCCAGGAAUCGAAGGUUGUGGAGAUAUUUUCAGUUCACUGGGUUCAAAAAUAGAAGCUCCAGCGACAUGCUUACAAUAUGGAACUUAUAAUACCGGCAAAAGUUUUAGUACGAUAGCCGAAAUCGCUGACAAUGUUUUAAAACAUAUGAUGAACAGAAUCAAAUCUAAACGAGACUUUUUAAUAAUUGCCUACUCAUACGGAACAUUAAUUGCUAUUGAGUUAGCAAGGAGAUUGGAAGGAAUGCUUCUCCGAGGCCGACUAAUACUUAUCGACGGCGCACCUGAGCAGCUAAAAAUAUUGGCAGAUCAAUUUAUAACUAAUACCACAAUUAACGAAAUUCAAAAUAAUACUCUCCUAAAUAUAAUGGAUUUUUUAAAUCCGGCAGUUAGUGGGAAGCUCCUCUUAGAAUUAAAUAAAUGUGUGAGUUGGGACGACAAGUUGAAUAUAUUUAUAAACCAUCUUUCUACAACAAAUAAGGGAUUAUCAUCCGACUUUACAAGAGCUUUAUGUGUAACAAUUUACAACCACAUACGUGCUAUCCAUGCAUAUGACGUAGUACAACAACCGAAAAUUAUAUCACCUAUAAUACUUCUAAAGCCAACUCUGCAGUCGUUGCGUUUGCCUGAUGAAGACUAUGGUCUACAUAAAAUUACUACAGGAAACGUGGAAGUACAUUACGUGGAAGGUACUCAUGUUACCAUGUUAGACAGCGACAAAGUUGUAGCUGCUAUCAACAAACAAUAUACCAAAGUACCAGUGGAAAACAGUCAAUUAUACACUGAGAGAAAAAAAUAGAAUAACUAUAAUCUCACUAUAUUUUAUAGUUAGUUUUGUCCUCAAACAUAUAUUUAAAACAAUGUAAUAUAAUAAACAA